AUGUACACCUACUACUCACAGGUACGCGUACUACAUACAGGUACACGCACUACACACAGGUACACGUACUCCACACAGAUACACGAACUACAUCCAGGUACACGUAACUACACAAAUGUACACCUACUACUCACAGGUACGCGUAUUACAUACAGGGACACGUGCUACACACAGAUACACGUAAUACACACAGGUACACGUACUACACACAGGUACACGUACUACACAAAUGUACAUCUACUACUCACAGAUAACUUACCAAGUGAUAUCGAUACUGCCAAUGAUAAUUUGGAUAACAAUGACACGGAGAACUUACCAAGUGAUAUCGAUACUGCAAAUGGCAAUUUGGAUAACAAUGACACGGAGAACUUACCAAGUAAUAUCGAUACUGCAAAUGACAAUAAUUUGGAUAACAAUGACACGGAGAACUUACCAAGUGAUAUCGAUACUGCAAAUGGCAAUUUGGAUAACAAUGACACGGAGAACUUAUCAAGUGAUAUCGAUACUGCAAAUGACAAUAAUUUGGAUAACAAUGACAUGGAGAACUUACCAAGUGAUAUCGAUACUGCCAAUGACAAUAAUUUGGAUAACAAUGACACGGACAACUUACCAAGUGAUAUCGAUACUGCCAAUGACAAUAAUUUGGAUAACAAUGACAUGGAGAACUUACCAAGUGAUAUCGAUACUGCCAAUGACAAUAAUUUGGAUAAAAAUGACACGGAGAACUUACCAAGUGAUAUCGAUACUGCCAAUGACAAUAAUUUGGAUAACAAUGACACGGAGAACUUACCAAGUGAUAUCGAUACUGCCAAUGACAAUAAUUUGGAUAACAAUGGCACGGAGAACUUACCAAGUGAUAUCGAUACUGCCAAUGACAAUAAUUUGGAUAACAAUGACACUGAGAACUUACCAAGUGAUGCCAAUGACAAUAAUUUGGAUAACAAUGACAUGGAGAACUUACCAAGUGAUAUCGAUACUGCCAAUGACAAUAAUUUGGAUAACAAUGACACGGAGAACUUACCAAGUGAUAUCGAUACUGCCAUGAUAGUGUUAGCGUUACUACCAAUGACUUGA
Messenger RNA from Ruditapes philippinarum (Manila clam), 1074 nucleotides. RefSeq lists its product as uncharacterized. The coding region runs from base 1 to 1074 and encodes 357 amino acids. The record is from RefSeq and is a predicted model, not a curated record. The transcript has 3 exons. Lineage: Eukaryota; Metazoa; Mollusca; Bivalvia; Venerida; Veneridae.